AUCUUCAAAUGCGGAUUGACUGGUUCACCCGAGACUUAGCAGAGACUCAACCUGCAACUUGCGCCCACUGCCCGACAAUUUCUAAUCUGCGCAAUCAUACAGCAUGGCCGACGCUGCUCCCCGAGGACGCGGCGGUUUCGGUGAUCGAGGACGUGGAGAUCGGGGGAGAGGUGACCGUAGGGGGCGACGAGGUCCACGCCGUGGUGCAAAGUCCGACGAGAAGGAAUGGCAGCCGGUCACCAAGCUGGGCCGUCUGGUCAAAGCAGGAAAAAUCCAGAGCAUGGAACAAAUCUACCUGCACUCGCUGCCCAUCAAGGAGUACCAGAUUGUCGACUGGUUCUUGCCCAAACUCAAGGAUGAAGUCAUGAAGAUCAAACCCGUCCAGAAGCAGACCCGUGCCGGUCAACGCACUCGAUUCAAGGCCAUCGUGGUCAUUGGCGACAGCGAGGGCCACGUCGGUCUCGGCAUCAAAACCUCGAAAGAAGUCGCGACUGCCAUCCGCGCCGCCAUCAUCAUCGCCAAACUCUCUGUUCUUCCCAUCCGACGAGGCUACUGGGGCACCAACCUCGGUGAACCUCACUCCCUGCCCACCAAAGAAUCCGGCAAGUGCGGUUCCGUCACGGUUCGAUUGAUCCCCGCUCCUCGAGGUACCGGUCUCGUCGCUUCUCCGGCUGUCAAGAGAUUGCUACAGCUUGCCGGUGUGCAAGACGCCUACACUUCAUCUGCGGGUAGCACGAAGACGUUGGAGAACACGCUGAAGGCGACGUUCGUGGCGGUUAGCAACUCUUACGGAUUCUUGACCCCCAAUCUGUGGAAGGAGACGAAGCUCAUCAGAAGUCCGUUGGAGGAAUAUGGUGAUGUUCUGAGAGAGGGCAAGCGCUACUAGGCCGCACAGGGGACUUGAAGACGAACAACAGGUGAUAAGGGACGGCUUCGAAAGCUGCAUUGGCAGACAUGAGAGACAGCUUUGCAAGGCGUACGGACAAAAUAAGACAAGUCUGUACCUGAUCAAGAAAAUACCAU
This is a messenger RNA of Cladophialophora immunda, 1023 nucleotides long. RefSeq names its product 40S ribosomal protein S2. NCBI's taxonomy places the organism in Eukaryota, Fungi, Ascomycota, Eurotiomycetes, Chaetothyriales, Herpotrichiellaceae. The record is from RefSeq and is a predicted model, not a curated record. Gene Ontology annotation, molecular function: structural constituent of ribosome; RNA binding. The transcript is spliced from 2 exons. Gene Ontology annotation, biological process: translation. Bases 104 to 886 code for a protein of 260 amino acids. Gene Ontology annotation, cellular component: cytosolic small ribosomal subunit; ribosome.